Parasteatoda tepidariorum (common house spider) is the source of this 576-nucleotide messenger RNA. It is a transcript of the gene ND-13A, whose product is annotated as NADH dehydrogenase (ubiquinone) 13 kDa A subunit. NCBI's taxonomy places the organism in Eukaryota, Metazoa, Arthropoda, Arachnida, Araneae, Theridiidae. Gene Ontology annotation, cellular component: respiratory chain complex I. Gene Ontology annotation, biological process: mitochondrial electron transport, NADH to ubiquinone. The record is from RefSeq and is a predicted model, not a curated record.
UAAGCCGCCGGAAGCAUGCAAGAGUCAAACAAGUAAACAAUCUUGUAUUUCCAAGAUGUCCUUGCCAAUAAGUCGCAGAAUAGUUCAACAAAUUUCGAAUAAUUAUAAAUGUAUUUCUCAAUGCUAUAGUUCAUCUCUAACAAAAACUCCAGACACUAAAGUUACACACACUGGACAGAAAUUCAGUGAAGAUGAUCAACGGAUGGUCCGUUUUCUUAACAGAGAGAAACAGGUUAACCCUCAUUUUGCAAUUGAUUUAAUCAACUCCAUUCCUCCCAAACUAGUGAAAGAGAGAGUUGUAGCAUGUGAAGGUGGUGGUGGUCCUCUUGGGCAUCCCAAGGUUUAUAUUAAUUUGGACGUACCUGGUCCCAAAGCAUGUGGAUAUUGUGGCUUACGAUUUCAGUUAGAAGGAGAGCAUCAUUAGAGUUUCACAAAAUAACAUUUAAAUGAAAUGUAUUAAACUGUAGUUUUUUUUGAGUUUCAAGUAAAAUAUGUUGUUGUCAAAGCAGAUUCUGAUUGAUAAAUUAUACGUAUAAAAAUUGUGCAACUUGGUCAUAAAAUAAUUUUUGAAGUUUG